ACAUGGCUGCCACUGGGAAGACAGGAAACCUGUCUCUCGUUCUCAGCAGCCUGGUGCUGCUUGUUUUGUUGAUGAUCACACCCCUUACAUGGAGCCAGAUGCAGAAGAGGCCAAAUAUUGUCGUGCUCUUUGCAGACGAUCUUGGGUACGGAGAUCUGCCCACGUACGGUCACCCUACCUCCUCAGCACCACACCUGGAGAGGCUGGCACAGGAGGGGAUGGUGUUCACUCAGUUCUACAGCAGCUCACCUGUCUGCAGUCCAUCCAGAGCAGCCCUUCUGACUGGGAGGUACCAGGUUCGAUCAGGGGUGUGGCCUGGUGUAUUUUGGGCUGACUCCACAGGUGGUCUGCCACUGAAUGAAACAACCAUCGCAGAAGUGCUGAAGACUCAGGGAUAUGACACAGCUAUUAUUGGUAAAUGGCACCUGGGUGUGGGGGUGAAUCAGACCUACCUCCCAACCAACCAUGGGUUUGACUACUACUACGGCGUCCCCUACUCCCACGACAUGUGUCCGUGUCCAGUCUGCUUCUGGCCAAAUGUCCCGUGCGGUCUGAACGACAACUGCGGCUCACAGUGGACGGGCUGUCCGGUCUACGAGAACGAUCGGAUCGUAGAGCAGCCCGCUGACUUACUGACCCUGUCGUCACGUUAUGUGAAACAAGCCAGCAGGUUUAUCCAGACCAGCGCUGACAGGGGAAACCCAUUCUUCCUGUACCUGGCCUUCCAACACACACACCAUCCACAGUUUGCUGGUGUGGAGUUUACCAACACUUCAGCAAGAGGAAAGUUUGGAGAUGCCCUGUUGGAGCUGGACUGGGCUGUAGGAGAAGUCCUGAGUACUCUACAACAGGCCAUGGUGCAGGAUAACACACUGGUGUUCUUCACCUCUGACAAUGGCCCCAGCCUGAGGAAUGAACAGCGAGGUGGAAAUGCAGGUCUGCUGAAGUGUGGGAAGGGAACCACGUACGAAGGUGGCCAGCGUGUCCCUGCCAUCGCCCGCUGGCCGGGAGUUAUAUCUGCACACAGCAGGACCACCCAGCUGGCCAGUACACUGGACCUGUUUCCUACCUUAGCUAAGCUAGCCGGGGCACCACUGCCCAGUGGGGUCAUUCUGGAUGGAGUGGAUAUGAUGCCCAUCCUGCAGAAUAAGCAGGGUUCCAGGGACUUGUUUUUCUACUACCCCACCUCUCCAGACCCACAGUACGGGUUGUACGCCGUGCGGUACAAACAGUACAAGGCACACUACUACACCCAAGGACAGGUCAACUCCAAUCCAAACAACCACGACCCGGACUGCCGGCCAUCUGCCCAGCGGACCAGACACGACCCCCCACUGCUCUUCAACCUCAACAACGACCCCUCCGAACAGUUCAACCUGGGGAACAUGUCCCAGUACCAGCAGCUACUGAAAACUAUUGACACGAAGAAAGUAGAAUUUGAGAAAACUGUGGUGUGGGGAGAAAGUGAGAUUGCCAAACAUUCCAGCCCAGAUGCAGAGCCCUGUUACAACAGAGGAUGUCAGCCCUUUCCCCUGGGGUGUUGUCACACUCCACAGUGGUGGUGGCCUUGAAGGGUUAAAAUCUCAUUUCAUUCAAAAUUUUCAUUGUUGUUGCAGAAAAUUGGCAGUAC
Messenger RNA from Branchiostoma belcheri (Belcher's lancelet), 1630 nucleotides. Its product is annotated as arylsulfatase A-like. The record is from RefSeq and is a predicted model, not a curated record. NCBI's taxonomy places the organism in Eukaryota, Metazoa, Chordata, Leptocardii, Amphioxiformes, Branchiostomatidae. Gene Ontology annotation, molecular function: arylsulfatase activity.